CCGUUCCGAGCGCAGCGCAGCGCCGUCAGUGUCUUUUUCUCCCGCCCAAUUCGGUCAUGUAGUGUACCCGUCGCGACGCUCAUAUACCUCACCCAUUCCGCCAGUGCCCGUGUUUUAUUGUGUUACAACGUGUUUAGUUCCCGGCCAAGCUAUUUCCACCGUCCCGAGAAAAGAUGGCCCGCUUGGCUUUUUCAGCAUUAACAUGUCUUCUACUAGCGCACACCAGUCAGUCCCUCUUCCAACCAUCAGGGUACUACAAUCCUCUAGAGCCAUCCCUCCUCCAAAACUACUCAGCAGGUUACCCUCCAGCGACAUCAUACGUGAGCCACAGAUCACUGUUCCAUGCAUCGGGCCCCUCUGGCCCAUCUGGACCCUCUGGCUAUGCUAAUACUUUCAGCACUGGAGGCUACUCUGGAGCCCCCACUGGAAUUGACUCCGGGUACUUGGGUUUGGGCUCAGCGCCGCUCGCAUCUGACCCACACGCCAUCUGCACGACGCCAGUUCCUCACUGCGUAGACUCAAAAUACAGAACGAUAGACGGAUCAUGCAACAACUUGAAGAACCCACUUUGGGGAACACCAAACACUCAGUAUGCUCGUCUCCUUCCCUCCAAGUACGCCGAUGGAAUUCACUCUCCUCCAGUAUCCGUCACCGGAACCGAACUGCCUAGCCCUCGUUUGGUUUCCAUCGUCCUCUUCCAAGAUCUUCCGAUCAACGACCCUGUCUGGACCCUCAUUACGAUGACCUGGGGUCAAAUCAUCACUCACGACAUGUCUAUGUCCAUGGGAACUCGCCAAGGAAAGGCUCACUCAACUCACUGUUGUAGCGAGGACGGUCACUUAGCCGAGUACCAGGGUCCCACUUGCUUCCCGAUCAAGAUCCCCGACAAUGACCCUCUGUUCGGACGUUUCAACAGAGACUGCAUGAACUUCGUCAGGAGUACCACUGAUAUCGACACCGGCUGCAAUGCUGGCCACACUCCCGCUGAACAGUUGGUUGUUGUGACUCACUGGAUGGACGCCUCUUUCGUCUACGGCUCAACCGAUGAGAUGGCCCGCAGACUGCGUGAAUUCGUUGGCGGUCGCUUGUUGACGGAAUUCAGGUACGGACGCCCAUGGCCUCCAGCGGCCCAGAACAAGAGCGCCACCUGCGACACCCAGAGAGAGGAAGAACCUUGCUACGAGUUUGGUGACACCCGUGCCAACCAAAACCCACAGUUGACCGUCCUGCAAAUCAUCUUCCUCCGAGAACACAACAGAGUCGCCACCGUUUUGGCACACAUCAACCCCCACUGGGACGACGAGACCCUCUACCAGGAAGCCAGAAGAAUCGUCAUCGCCGAGUAUCAACACAUCAACUACUACGAAUGGUUGCCUAUCAUCCUUGGUACCGACAACAUGGUGAAAUUCGGUUUGAUCCAAGACCCUGCCCCAGCCCACAAGGACUAUGUCAACGACUACAACGACCAUGUCGAACCCAACACCAUCAAUGAACACGCCACAGCCGGUUUCAGAUACCUCCACUCUUCCAUCCAAGGAUACUUCCACUUGUUCAGCGAAUACCGGCAAAGACCAGAAGUAACGGUGAGGUUAUCCGAUACCUUCAACCGACCAGAAAUCAUCGAAGAUGGAGACAACAUGGACUCCCUAACCCGAGGUCUCUCCACUCAGAGCCAAGAGGAAAUUGAUCCCUUCUUCACUGCUGAGAUCACUAACUACUUGUUCAGAAAUGGAAAGCCUUUCGGUCGGGAUUUGAGAGCCAUCGACAUCCAAAGAGGCAGAGACCACGGUUUGGCCAGCUACAAUGACGUCAGAGAGUUCUGCGGCCUCCCAAGAGCUUACAAAUUCCAGGACUUUGCCGAUUACAUCACCCCCGAGAGGAUCGAGAAAUUGGAAUCCCUGUACGCUAGCGUAGAUGAUGUCGACCUAAGUGUGGGAGGAUCUCUGGAGAGACACAUUGAAAACACACUUCUCGGCCCGACCUUCUUGUGCCUGUCCCUGGAACAAUUCUACAGGACGAGAGUCUCAGAUAGAUUCUUCUACGAACAGCCUCACUCACCAAACACCUUCACCCCAGAACAACUGAACGAAAUAAGGAAAGCAUCGUUGUCAAGAUUAUUGUGUGACAACAGUGAUAAUAUCCACACAAUGCAGCCUAAAGGUUUCAUCAAAGUUUCUCAAUCGAAUCCAUUGUUGGCUUGCAACGAGUACAACCACAUUCCCGCACUGGAUCUGAACUACUGGAAGGACGAACACGCUCCUUACGGAUACGGCAACGAAUACAAAAAGAAAUAGGAUGUUUUUUCACUAAUUUAAUGACCUCCUUGGACUCAAGACCACUUUUAGCUCUCUUUGGAGAUAUUCAUUUCAUUUCUCUCACAAUGUGUGCUACAUAAUUUUGACCAAUAGAACACUAUAUCUAAGACGCAGAUAGUAUUACAAAUGCGUAGCCAGUGCUCCAAUAUUUUCGAGCUAUAUUGUCACUUUGUAUGAUAAAAUCUAAUUUAAAAAGCCUGACAGCUAAUUUUUAAUAGACAAAUUUGCAUCAAAAGCGGUCAGACUUUUGAUUUCUAUGAUAUUUACUUCGGCUUUGGUAGGAAAAAAUCUUGACCAAAAUUUCGAUAUUUUUCAAUGCUAUUGAGAAAUUUUGUUGAUUUCUAAGAGGAAGGGUUACUUUUUACGAAACAUUUGGUCGUAUUAUAUAACCACGCAGGGACCUAUCCUCUUGAAUAUUCCCAAUCUUGCAACCUUACUUGAAGGUAGGGUAGCACGGUAUCAAUUCAGGGCGUGCUAUUAAAAGAAAAAGAAGUUCCAGAUGACCAUAAAAACUUAGCAUAUCAUGAUCAGAAAUUUCUAUUUUAAAAUGUAAGUGACGAUGUAGGUAUAAAAUGUAUCAUUGAUGUUUCCUUUAGAAUCCGUCUCCAAUGAGAGCUCUAGUGGUCUAAUUUUAGGGAGAAAUUGCGACUUUUCAUCUCAUCGAAUCAACCAGUUUCAUCAGUCAUUUUUUAAACUUACUGUCUAAGUAGUGCUAAGAAUAUUUUGUUCUUUUUUAUGUUAUUCUUAGGCCGUGUGAUUAACUGAAUUUUGGCAUAAAAUGUACAGCGGGAAGUUUUGAAUUCACCCUGCGGCGUUUACUCCGGGGUGCGGUGCCAUUAUCAAAAUGCCUUGUAAAAAGCAUCUGAAUUUUCAGCGAAUACGAUCGGCAGUUCGCGUUAUCCUCUAAGCAGAAGUACGAUUUGAAACUAAGACAAUUAAAGACGUCUUUAAAAAGAUCGAAAAAACACUGAUUGGGAAGGACACUCUCAAACAGAUGAACAGUAAUAUCAAUGUUACUCAUUUCAAAGUUACCAGAAUGCCAGAACGGUGCACAUUAAAGUUACCCACGAAUAGAAACCAUCUUGUAAGAUGAAAGUUAUUCUGCUAAUUAUAAAUCAAAAAUUUUGAGACUUAAAUUGCUAGAAGGUUACCAUAAAUACUUAGGAAAAAAUUUCAUAAAUGCGAAAGCCUGAUCUGCAGAUGCAACAAGGCACUGUCUAAAGACGUUGUUGAUCAACUUCGUCCUAAUUGCUCAAAACUUAAAAAUUCCCUUGAUCAAAUGGUAAGUGUUAAGUCAAAUUAGGAUCUAGAAUGUAAGACAUGUUACCCAUUUUGGAAGUGUAAAUAGAAAAGGGGCAUCGAUCGAAAAAAAAAAGAAAAAAAGCAAAUUAUUUUGAGGUCAUAUUCAUUGAUGCUCGGUGCAAAAGUGUCAUUCUAGUUAGAUUAAUUAGGCCAUUCAUUAUUUAUACUACAACUUGGCCAGUUGAUAGGUCAUUUAAUUUAACUUGCGAAAUCCCUACGUUUGCAAGGUAUCUGCAAGGUAGAGCAAUUGUUUUAAUUAUUCAGUUCAACACUGAAUUUCCUGUAUAGAAAGAAAGAUGAUUUUGUUUUAAAAAUUUUGUUGUUUCUACUUCAAAAUAUUUAGACUUGGGACAUUUGCUCGUCGUAAAAUGUAAUCAAAAUUAUAGGAUACCUAUGCCAAAAAAUUUCUCCCCAAACUUUCAGGUUCCUUGAUGGAUUACAAACACAGAUUUCCAGAUUUGAAACGCAAAGGGUGGCAGAUUAGUUCGAAUGCCACCCAAUCUGGUAUUCUACCGCUAAAAUAUUUCGUCGCAAAUGAUAUUCUAGGUUUGAAUUUUAAAGUUUAUUAAAGCACCAGUCUCCCUCCAAAAAGGCCGUAAGAGCAUUUAACAGGUAAUUAAAAUUGGAUGAAGUGUCAAUACGGUUCCUGAAUAGUGUUGACAACUGUAAUAAUCGUGUAAUAAAUUGAUUUUUUUAAAUUUUAAACCGCCAAGUCACACAAUAUGUUAAAAUUACAACAGGUGUGAGCCACAGACAUGCGAAUUCUUACAACCAGCGCGUUUUAAAAUUUCCAAUUUCCAAUGCACAAUUUCUGAUGAAAGCUUUGAUCAUCGAGCGCUUCUUAUCACAGCCUGAUCCAGCCCAAUCAUGAAAUCUAAUAUUAUGUUUAAAGGUUUGAGAGAAUUUCUUCAGAACUCACAAUAUGUGCAAUCUACUCUUGUAUUUGGAUGUUCUAUUCAAAUUAUAUCUGAAUGCUUAAAAUUAUCAUAAUAACUGGGUUGGAAAUUAACGUUCCUGGAAAUAUCUCUAAAGAGCCUCUAAUUCAUAUAUCUUAGUUGAAGUCUAGAUUAAUACAAAAAAUCGAGCCUUCAAACAUUUAUCUUGUUGAUUCCCGGUGCAGGCUACGCUUCAAAGGGAAUAAUUGUGACUUAUCGAUCACAUAAAAAUACGGAGGUAAAAUACUUUGCGUACUAAAUGCUAACUUUCAGGAACCGUCUGCGUUAGGUAUUUCAUAGGGAUGUAUAAUAAAUAUAAAUACAUAA
Messenger RNA from Bemisia tabaci, 4879 nucleotides. Its product is annotated as peroxidase. The record is from RefSeq and is a predicted model, not a curated record. Gene Ontology annotation, molecular function: peroxidase activity; heme binding. Gene Ontology annotation, biological process: response to oxidative stress. NCBI's taxonomy places the organism in Eukaryota, Metazoa, Arthropoda, Insecta, Hemiptera, Aleyrodidae.